GUGUCAUUUUACAUCACCUCUGAACUCAAACCUGUAACUGAGCAAGACGCAACUUUACUUAUAACAGUUAUGAAGUGUUUUUUGACAUCAUCUGUAAUGAUGUGUUAACGUAACGCGCGUGUUGAGUAUGUGACACUUUGAUCGCCAAAUAAACGGUAAAAAUACAGUUUUAGCUGUAUUUUGUUGAAUUUGUUGUGUUGUUAGGCUUUCCCUCACUAUCCAAUCGGUUCCUCCACAGCUCUCGAGAAAGCGGGCGCUAUUCCUGAAGUUUCGCUCCAGGGUAUGGCAUGGUAAAACAGGCUUGUGAUGUGAUGCUAUCCAAAUUUAUGCAUAUUUCUGCCUGCCAGCCUUUAUUUCCUUCUUGAGAAAUGUUUGUUCAGUGUUGAGUUUCUCCACCGUCAUUAGUCAGAGAAAAACGCUUGGACAUAAGAGAUGAAAUCAAUAACCCAUUUCUUUGUAGAGAGCUGAUGGUGGCUUCUAGAGAGCAAGUUUUUUUUUUUUUGGCUGCAAAGAGUAAUGGAAACAUGCUGGCAUGAGUGGUGGGUUGAUGCAUCAUAAGAGUUCAUUAAAAAUGGAAAAGUCCUUUUCCCUUGCUUUGUUCUCACCUGUGAUAACCGCCCGCUUCACUGAAGAGAAAUCAACAGCCUGGUGGUGUUACAGCAUAAUUAAAAAGUGCCCAUUUGCACAUGUAUCGCAUUUGUCAUUUGCCUAGCUGUUUCUGUGUGUGCGCAUAUACAGUAUGUGUGCUUGUGUGCUUGUGUACUUUAAGUAUAUACAGUCUAUACUGUAAUCAUGGCCCUGCCCUGUGCUCAUGACAGGAUUGGACUCGGCUGUGGCUAACUAACCUUAAAGUGUACCGUCGGCUUCUUCUUUUGAAUCCUCUAACAUGUGGUCUUGUUUAAACAGUGUUAAAACCAUUUUGAUUCAAAGUGGAAUCAUUACCUCUUUUUUAACAGCUGCUACUCUAAGAAAAAAAACCGGCCAUAAGCAUUUCUAAUAAUCAGGCUUCCUCCGAAUAAAUGCUGCAAUUUAGCCGAGUGAAAGAUCGCAUGAAGGAGUUUUAGAGGGAGCCAGCUGCACAUCUAUCAACUGCCUCUAUAAUGAAGAAUGGAAACAAAAGCUGAGUGUAAAGUCCUCCUCUUACAAGAAGUUUCAGCUGCAUGCAACCUUUCAGCAGGGUUUUCAUCGUGAACUCUUAGAGACGCGCACUGAACCAGAUACAUUUUCCUGCAUAUUCAUUUUACCUUUUUUUAGCUCUGGAAAAAAAACAACACAAUCUUCUCUGUGUUUAGAGCAAGUCUCAGGAUUGCACCGAGGAAACAACCCAGAGUUCUACAGGCAACCAUAAACUAAAUGUGUCUAACAAUACAGAACUCUGUUCUGUUCUUCUGUUGAAAUUAUAUACCAAAAAAAAGAGAAGAGAAUUGCAACCUUGCCAUUAGGUUUUGUGGCACUUAUCACAGUGCAUUACUUUACUUUAGACGUCGAAGUGUAGAAAAGGAAGCUAGAGAAGUUUCUAAAUUAUGAUUAUGAUAUCAGCUGUGAUAUAUUUAAAGAGGUGACCAGUUCAUUGAAGUUCUGUUAGAAGAACUAUUUUAUCCUAAAACAGAAAUGUUUUGACAGUGAUAUUUUAGAGAAACCCCUCCCUGAAAUAAGAAGUCUAUUCAUCUUAUGCAUGUUCUGCAUUUACCCUCCUUAAUUAAGAUAGAAGACACACAUGUCUAAACACCCAGUACUUAGAGGUUAGCUGGUAAAUGUAUAGAGCUGUGUGGCCUCUGCCAGCUUUACUGAGCAGAAGCAGGUCCCAGCAGACGCACUCAUUCCAUACAUCUGUAAUUACAGCAAAUUUGAGAGUUUUUGCAGCGACGUCCCAGUUAAAGAAAGCACCCACCCUGCCAUGGUCAACAUGGUCCAAUCUAGUCUGGGAGGUAGUGCAGAGCAGACGUUACAACGUAUUGGGAUAAGAAAACAGUAAAAGAAGAUUGAACACGUAGACAGGAAUUGUUUUAUAAGUUGGUAUAGUAGGAAUCAGGGUGAAAGAUCCAGCUGUUUAACAGCUGUCUCAAUAACAGUAUAUAUCACUACUUGUCUGAAGCAUGCAUUUACCACUGAUAGUGUCCCAUUUGCACUUUGCACCAUUGUAGUAAGGUCUCUGGAUUGUUUGAUUGAUUAGUUUCAAACAUUCAGCUCGGACUGGGGACUGGGGAGAGUUAUCCGUUGUGUUGUUCAGUAAUUCGCUCUUAUCAGAGCUGAUUUCCUCAUGUGGUCAGUUAGCUUUUCAGCUAGAAUUUAGCUUAUCUGAAAUAUUACAUGGCGUGUUUGAGGGACUUUUGCUCCCCUGAUGGUCAGUGUUGUACAGUACAGUGAUAUCACCUCCCCUGAUGCUGUGCUCUCAUUACAUUAGUUAGCUAGCUGGCAUCCGCUAUGCUGUCCCUGUGCUGAUGUCAUCUCUAGGAGUCUCCUCUACUUCUCUCCUAGCAUCCCUCCUCGUCUCUCUCUCUCUCUCUUUGCUAGAUGUCUGAGCAAGUGAGGGCUUGUUUAGGGAGGUGGGUGGACUAGAUGGAACUCCUCUGGCCGGGGAUCAGUGGAGUGAGAGUGAGAGAAACAGGGCUUUCAGGGCUGGAUCGCGCUCCCUGGAGAAAGGCAAUUUUGCCCUAUCAGACAGCCAGCCUUUCCGCUGAUGCAUCAUAGCCGUAAAGGGAGUGGGUCAUGGAGAUUGACAAACAACAACAGAGCAAAGAAUCUGUGUUCUUCCGGGAUGGAGUGCGUAUGAUUGAUUUUGUCCUGUCCUAUGUAGACGAUAAAGAUGGUGAGAGAAAACAGGAGAGGAGAAGGCUGUAUGAGGCCAAUCUAGUGAACGUCGGCCUGGAGCUGGAGACAGAAGAUAAAUCGGAGUCAGACGAUGGAAAGACUUACUUUGUGAAGAUCCACGCUCCAUGGGAAGUGUUGGCCACCUACGCAGAUGUGCUGAAGGUUAAGGUCCCAUUCAAGGCCAACGACAUCCCAGACAACAGCGACACGCCGAUGAACUGGCUGUCCACCCCUUUCCGUCUGCCGGAGCACAUCAUGCACCCCCAGCCAGACUAUUUCACAGCUCCCUUUGACAAGAGCAAGUCUGACUUCUUCCUUAUCGACAACAAAGAUACGUUCUUCUCGCCUUCUACUCGCAACAGGAUACUCUACUACAUCCUGUCCCGCUGUUCGUACUUCAGGGAUGAAUGUGGAGAUAAAGACAAGAAGGGGAUCAAGAGGUUGCUCAACAAUGGCACCUACACUGCUGCCUUCCCCCUGCAUGAUUGUAGAUACUGGUCAAGAUCGAAGGAUGCUAACUGCGAAAGUGACAGAUACAAUCUCCACAAACACUGGGCCAGAUUCUUCUGUUUCUUCAAGGAGCAGCCCCUCAAUCUUAUAAGGAAGUAUUAUGGGGAGAAGAUAGGUAUUUAUUUUGCGUGGCUGGGCUUCUACACUGAGAUGCUGUUGUUUGCUGCAAUAGUUGGAACGAUUUGUUUCAUCUAUGGAUUACUCACUUACGAUGACAACGAUUGGAGUAAAGAAAUAUGUAGUGAGCAGGUCGGGGGGCAUAUUGUCAUGUGCCCGUUGUGUGACAAGAAAUGUGGCUACUGGAAACUCAACACAACAUGCAACUCCUCAUGGCAAUCGCACCUAUUUGACAAUGUGGGGACAGUGUUUUUCGCCAUAUUUAUGGGGAUUUGGGUGACGCUGUUUCUGGAGUUCUGGAAGAGGCGGCAGGCUCGUCUCGAGUACGAAUGGGAUCUGGUCGACUUUGAGGAGGAACAACAGCAGCUUCAGCUUCGGCCAGAGUACGAAUCCAAGUGCACCAACCGAAAGCUGAACCGCAUCACUCAGGAAAUGGAACCAUACUUACCCAUAACAAGCAAGUGUGCACGCACAUGUCUGUCUGGAGCCACGGUCCUGUUAUGGAUCUCAUUGAUCAUUGCCUGCAUCAUUGGGGUGAUUGCGUACCGCCUGGCGGUAUACGCAGCCUUCGCCAGCAUCAUGAAGGACAGUGCCACCAGCCACCUACAGGUGGUUGGCCCUUACAUCACGCCACAGCUGGCCACUUCUGUCACAGCCUCCUGCAUCAACUUUGUUAUCAUCAUGAUCCUCAACCUCAUGUAUGAGAGAGUGGCUGUUUGGAUCACUGACAUGGAGAUUCCCAAGACCCACCUGGAGUAUGAGAACAAACUGACGGUGAAGAUGUUCCUCUUCCAGUUUGUAAACUACUACUCCUCCUGCUUCUACGUGGCUUUCUUUAAGGGAAAGUUUGUCGGCUUUCCUGGAGAUUAUGAGUAUAUGUUUGGCAGCAAACUGAGGAAUGAAGAGUGUGACCCUGGGGGCUGUUUGAUUGAGUUGACCACCCAGCUGGUGAUAGUGAUGACUGGUAAACAGGUGUGGGGCAACAUCCAGGAGGCUCUGGUCCCGUGGCUGAUGAACUGGUGGGGCAGCAGGAAGGCACGAAACCACCCAGAGAGUCUGUACAGCCGCUGGGAGCAGGACCACGACCUGCAGUGCUUUGGACAGCUGGGCCUCUUCUACGAGUACUUGGAAAUGGUGAUCCAGUUUGGUUUCAUCACACUGUUCGUCGCCUCCUUUCCACUGGCACCCCUGCUGGCACUUAUCAACAACAUCAUCGAGGUUAGAGUGGAUGCCUGGAAGCUCACCACUCAAUUCAGACGUCCUGUGGCAGCAAAGGCUCACAGCAUCGGAGCCUGGCAGGAAAUCCUCAAUGGGAUGGCCGUACUCUCUGUGGUCACAAAUGCGUUUAUUGUGGCCUUCACCUCCGAUAUGAUCCCUCGGCUUGUGUACAUGUACGCCUACCAGCCAGACGGUGAGAUGAAUAUGAAAGGCUACAUAAACAACAGCCUGUCUGUGUUUAACAUCUCUGCGUUCCCACUGGCCAACAAGCCUGAUGACGGGGAAAGCCCUUCCUGGUUCAACAGCUCCAUCACUACCUGCAGGUAUCGUGAUUACCGCUACCCUCCUGGCCAUGAGAAGCAGUACUCCGUCACAAUGCAGUUCUGGCAUAUUCUGGCUGCCAAGUUGGCUUUCAUCAUUAUCGUGGAGCAUGUUGUGUUCCUGGUCAAGUUCUUUGUGGCCUGGAUGAUUCCUGAUGUUCCCUCUGACGUGAGGGCUCGGGUAAAGAGAGAGCGCUACCUGGUCCAGGAGUAUCUCCAUAACUACGAAGUGGAGAAACUGAAGAUCCAACUCAGCCAAAACGGCCACAGUGAUUGUACCUGCACGCCCAUGAUCUAUCCGUCUAUACCCAAACAUGAGGUGCUGUCUGAGUGUCUCUAGCCCAGCGAGCUGCUGGUCAAUCAGCUGGACAUGAUGGGAGGACAUGUUGGUGUAGAUUACCCUGCUUGUGUAUUAUGAUACUGACCACCACUUUGCUGUAGUGCCUGUGGUGUUUGUCCAGUACACACACACACACACACACACACACACACACACAC
Anarrhichthys ocellatus (wolf-eel) is the source of this 5474-nucleotide messenger RNA. It is a transcript of the gene ano5a, whose product is annotated as anoctamin 5a. The transcript is spliced from 19 exons. The record is from RefSeq and is a predicted model, not a curated record. NCBI's taxonomy places the organism in Eukaryota, Metazoa, Chordata, Actinopteri, Perciformes, Anarhichadidae. Gene Ontology annotation, molecular function: protein dimerization activity; chloride channel activity. Bases 2710 to 5316 code for a protein of 868 amino acids. Gene Ontology annotation, biological process: chloride transmembrane transport. Gene Ontology annotation, cellular component: plasma membrane.